Messenger RNA from Mesitornis unicolor (brown roatelo), 2250 nucleotides. It is a transcript of the gene PREX2, whose product is annotated as phosphatidylinositol-3,4,5-trisphosphate-dependent Rac exchange factor 2. NCBI's taxonomy places the organism in Eukaryota, Metazoa, Chordata, Aves, Mesitornithiformes, Mesitornithidae. Gene Ontology annotation, biological process: intracellular signal transduction. The annotation marks the transcript as partial. Gene Ontology annotation, molecular function: protein binding; guanyl-nucleotide exchange factor activity. The transcript has 20 exons. The record is from RefSeq and is a predicted model, not a curated record.
AUGACAGAGGAAAGCAAAGGGGAAGGCAGGGGGGAAAGCGGGAAGGACUUGGAGAAGCAGCUUCGCUUGCGGGUCUGCGUCCUCAACGAGCUGCUCAAGACCGAGCGGGACUACGUGGGCACGCUGGAGUUUUUGGUCUCGGCUUUCCUUCACAGAAUGAUCCAAUGUGCUACGGCCAAAGUGGAUAAAAAUGUCACAGAAGAGACAGUUAAGAUGUUGUUUUCAAAUAUUGAAGAUAUUCUUGCAGUUCACAAAAACUUCCUGUCCCUAGUGGAGGAGUGCUUGCAGCCAGAGCCUAAUGCGCAGCAUGAAGUUGGAACCUGCUUUCUUCAUUACAAAGAGAAAUUCCGUAUCUAUGAUGAAUACUGCAGUAACCACGAGAAGGCACAGAAAGUUCUGCUUGAUCUUAACAAAAUAAGAACAGUGCGGACAUUUCUUUUGAAUUGCAUGCUCCUUGGAGGACGCAAGAACACGGACGUACCGUUGGAGGGAUAUCUAGUAACGCCGAUACAGAGAAUAUGCAAGUAUCCCCUUCUUUUGAAGGAGUUACUGAAGCGGACUCCAAGGAAGCACAGUGACUACGCGGCACUAAUGGAAGCCCUCCAGGCCAUGAAAGCUGUCUGUUCCAACAUAAAUGAGGCCAAGAGACAAAUGGAAAAACUAGAGUUUUUGGAAGAAUGGCAGUCUCAUGUUGAAGGAUGGGAGGGGUCCAACAUCACAGACACAUGCACAGAAAUGCUGCGAAGUGGACUACUACUGAAAAUUUCAGCUGGAAAUAUCCAAGAGAGGAUAUUUUUUCUUUUUGAUAACCUUUUGGUCUACUGCAAAAAAAAGCACAGGCGAUUGAAGAACAGCAAAGCAUCUACAGAUGGCCAUCGUUACCUUUUUCGGGGCAGAAUAAACACAGAAGUGAUGGAAGUAGAGAAUGUAGAUGAUGGAACAGCUGACUAUCACAGCAGUGGUCACACUGUCAUUAAUGGCUGGAAGAUCCACAACACAGCAAAGAACAAAUGGUUUGUAUGCAUGGCAAAAACCCCUGAAGAGAAGCAAGAAUGGCUGGAAGCUAUUUUGAAAGAACGUGAGAGAAGAAAAGGUUUAAAAUUGGGCAUGGAACAGGACACUUGGGUGAUGAUCUCUGAGCAAGGAGAAAGAUUGUACAAAAUGAUGUGCAAACAGGGGAAUCUCAUCAAAGACAGGAAGAGGAAAUUAACCACUUUCCCCAAAUGCUUUCUUGGAAGUGAAUUUGUGUCUUGGUUGUUGGAAGUCGGAGAGAUACACAAAUCUGAAGAAGGUGUUCAUCUUGGCCAAGCUUUAUUAGAGAAUGGCAUUAUACAUCAUGUUACAGAUAAGCACCAAUUUAAACCCGAACACAUGCUGUACAGAUUCCGAUACGAUGAUGGAACGUACUACCCCAGAAAUGAGAUGCAAGAUGUGAUCUCUAAGGGUGUACGACUGUACUGUCGCCUUCACAGUCUGUUUACCCCAGUAAUUAGGGAUAAAGAUUAUCACUUGAGAACCUACAAAUCUGUAGUCAUGGCUAACAAACUCAUAGACUGGUUGAUUGCACAGGGGGAUUGUCGAACAAGGGAAGAAGCGAUGAUAUUCGGUGUAGCCCUUUGUGAUAAUGGGUUUAUGCACCAUGUGUUAGAGAAAAGUGAAUUUAAAGAUGAACCACUGCUGUUUCGUUUUUAUGCUGAUGAAGAAAUGGAAGGGUCAAAUAUGAAGCACAGACUCAUGAAACAUGAUCUGAAAGUGGUGGAAAAUGUCAUAGCCAAGUCACUACUGAUUAAAUCUGAUGAAGGCACCUAUGGUUUUGGUUUAGAAGAUAAAAAUAAGGUGCCAAUUAUUAAAGUGGUGGAGAAAGGAUCAAAUGCUGAGAUGGCAGGCUUGGAAGUUGGGAAAAAAAUCUUUGCUAUUAAUGGUGACCUCGUUUUCCUGCGACCCUUCAGUGAAGUGGAUUGCUUUCUGAAAGCAUGUUUAAACAGCAGAAAGCCCCUGCGGGUUCUUGUGAGCACUAAACCACGGGAGACAGUGAAGAUUCCUGAUUCUGCAGAUGGACUUGGAUUCCAAAUCCGGGGCUUUGGCCCAUCAGUGGUCCAUGCUGUUGGGCGAGGAACGGUGGCAGCUGCUGCAGGUCUCCACCCUGGCCAAUGCAUAUUCAAAGUGAAUGGAAUUAACGUCAGCAAAGAGACUCAUGCAAGUGUUAUUGCCCAUGUCACGGCAUGCAGAAAGUACAGGCGGCCAAUGCAG